UCCGUCUCGCGAAACGCCGUCCUCUCUCAUCCCAGCCGUCGAAUCGAUCUUUUCCGUGUUCUAAAUACCUCGCUGUCCCUCCUCUCGGUGCCAUCGGACCGCAAUGAGAUUGAGAUUGCGAUUGCCGCCGCCGCUCAGACUGCCACCCGAUCGGACCAAACCUUUAUACUGUAUCCGUGCCUAUUCCUUCUCCUCCUCCUCCUCCUCCGCGGCCGCCGCCGCUGACGACGACGACGCCGCCCUCCGUCGCAGCCUCUCCCUGCUCCUCUCCCCUGCCCCCUUCGAUGCUGCCCUCUGCCGCGAGACCCUCUCUCGCAUCUGCCCUCGCCGCCUCGAACGCCUCCUCCUCGACCUCCGCUCCUCCCUCCACCCCGAGCCCGCCCUUCGCUUCUUCUCCUUCGCCACCGAUCACUGUGGCUUCAUCUUCACCCCCCGCGCCUACGCCCUCAUCCUCCACUCCCUCUUCCGAUCCAACCUCGCAUCUGCGGCCCGGGUUCUCCUACUUCGCAUCCUCGACGCCCGCGCCGCCGUCCCCCUCUUCCUCGAUGACCCGGAUCAUUGGUUCUCCGAGAUCAUCCACGCCCUUGCUGACACCGUCCCCUCAAGCGACUCGCCCGCGAUCGAUCUUCUUGUCCACCUCUGCUGCACCCAGCUUCGUGGCCGAGGGCUCGCCUUAAUUGCCUUCAGAAUCCUCGUCGAUCGGGGGCUCUGCCCGUCUCUGAAGACCUGCAAUUUUCUUUUGGUAUCGCUGGUGAAAUCCAAGAAUUUAGAGGAUGCUCGCAUGGUUUUUGAUCAAAUGCAGCAGUUUGUUGCUCCUGACGUCUACUCGUACACCAUACUGAUUGAUGCCCUCUGCAAGAGACGGAAUGUUGAGGAAGCUAUGGCAUUGUUCUCGGAUAUGGAAAGGUCCGGAAUUUCUGCAAGCGUUGUAACUUACAAUGCUCUGAUUGAUGGACUUUGCAAGAGAAAUAUGUUGAAUGAGGCAUUUGCAUUGAAGGAGAAGAUGGUUAGAAUCUCGAUAAAUCCAAGCAUCGUAACAUUUGGUAUUCUCAUCAAUGGCUUGGUUAAAUUGGAUAGGUUUGGCGAUGUGGAACUUGUCCUAACUGAAAUGGAAGAGAUUGGAAUUCCACCAAGUGUGGUUAUCUAUAAUACAUUGAUAUAUGGGCACUGUAAGAUGGGACGACCCACAGAGGCAUUAAAGUUGAGGGAUGAAAUGAUGGCGAAAGGUAUAGAACCGAACUGUGUUACCUACAAUAUAAUUGUACAAGGCUUGUGCGAUGCAGGGGACAUGAAGCAGGCUGAGUAUAUUCUUGAUGAAAUUCUGUCAAAUGGGAUGGAAGCAAAUGCUGGGCUGUUUGGUUCUAUUAUUUUCUGGCUUGUCACUAAAGAACAAAGAUUAGAUUGUGCGGUGAGGCUACUUGGAGAGAUGCUGCUGAGGAAUUUAAGGCCUAAUGACUCUCUUUUGACGGCUUUGAUUGUUGAGCUCUGUAAGCAAGGGAAGCAUCGAAACGCCAUAGAGAUUUGGUCCAAGAUGUUGGAGAAAGGAUUUGGUGUGAAUAUUACAACUUCCAAUGCAUUGAUUCAUGGGCUUUGUGAGUCAGGAAACAUCAAGGAAGCAAUAGGGUUCCUCAAAUCAAUUCUCGAGAGGGGAAUAGCACCAGAUAGAGUGACAUAUAAUAUCUUGAUAUCUGGAUGCUGCAAAGAAGGGAAAAUCUGCGAGGGGUUUAAACUAUGGGAUGACAUGAUCAAAAGAGGAUUUAAACCAGAUAUUGUUACCUGGAACACUCUAAUACAUGGUUUAUGCCGUUUAGGUAGAAUGGAAGAGGCUAUUGGACUUUUGAAUCAACUAAAGGAUGAAGAUUUGGUUCCGGAUCUUUUUACAUGCAGUAUGAUUAUCGAUGGCUAUUGCAAGGUUAAGGAAAUUGAUAAAGCUAAAAGCUUCCUAAAGGAGAUGGGUACAUGGGGUUUAGAGGCAAAUGUUGUUGUCUACAACUCACUUGUGAGUGGGUUUUGCAAGAAUGGCAAUAUUACUGGGGCUUCUAAUCUUGUCGAUGAAAUGAAAAGUAAUGGUAUAUUACCAAAUUUUGUGACUUAUAGUACCCUUAUGCAUGGCUUCUGCUGCACUGGAUAUUUAGAGGAGGCUAAAAGAAUUUUUGAAUUGAUGAAGGAGAAUGGUUUGGGCUUGAAUGUGGUGACCUAUACUGCACUUAUUGCUGGAUACUGUAGGUCAGGUCAAAUGGAUGAAGCAAUCAAGGUCUACAAGGCAAUGUGUGUCGCUGGUGUAACCCCAAACAAGUUCACAUAUACAGUAUUGAUACAAGGGUAUGCUAAAAUGGGGAAUCUUGAAGCAGCGUCUAAACUUCUUGACGAAAUGGUGAACAAUGGUAUUGUUCCUGAUUCUGUCACAUUCAAUGCAUUGAUGUCUGAAUUCUGCAAGGAAGGUAGAGUAGAAGAGGCUCUUAAAAUAUCUGAUCAAAUAUCUCAAAGAGGUCUGGCACUAGAUGAUACUGAUUAUACUACUUUAGUUCUGGAAUAACUUCUUCUAGGCAUCAAAAAGAAAUUGCUUCUCCACCUGAAGGAGGGGAUUGCUUAUAAUGUUGUAGAGAAUGUUGGGGAUAUUGGUGAGAUGAGAUCUGAUCUUUUUGGAUCAUAUGCUGAAUCGUCAUGUGCUGCCCUAGUUGUUGCCUCUAUCUCUUCAUUUGGAGUCAACCAUGAUUUUCCUGCAAUGUGCUAUACUUUGCUUAUUAGCUCCAUGGGCAUCGUAGUUUGUUUAGUAACUACUCUCUUUGCAACCGACGGUUGGUAUUGCAAUUAUCAGUUGGAUUGCUCUCCCUUUGACAUUCACGAUUUUCAGUUUUGGGGUGACCAGAAGCAGGCCAAAAGCUGUACUGUACAAAUGGCGCUGAUUCUUGCCGGACUGGAGCCGCUACUAGUGUCAUUUUUGGACUGGCUUUAGGAUACAAGUCUGUCAUUAUCCCAACUUUUGCCACUGCUGUCAGUAUAUUUGUUAGAUUUAGUCUUGCUGCCAUCUAUGGUAUUGCUGUUGCUGCUUUAGGCAUGCUGAGCAGUAUUGCUACUGGUCCGGCCAUUGAUGCUUAUGGGCCCACCAGUGACAAUAUUGCUGGAGGCAUUGCUCAGAUGGAUGGAACGAGCCACAGGAUUCAGGAGAAAACAGAUGCACUUGAUACUGCAGGCAACACCACCGCAGCCCUAGGAAGGGGCUUUGCAAUUGAUUCAUCUGCCUUGGUCUCUCUCGCAGUCAAGCAGCUAUUUCCACUGUGGAUGUCUGACACCAAAGGUGUUCAUUGGGUUGAUUGUUGGUGCGAUGCUUCCUUACUGGUUCUCAGCCAUGACCAUGAAGAGUGUCGGCAGUGCAGCUCUGAAGAGGGUGGAGGAGGUCUGAAGGCACUAACUGAGGCUUAUGGAUGGUACUGCUAAACAUGAUUAUGCCACCUGUGUCAAGAUUUCCACUGAUGCCUCAAUUAAAGAGAUGAUUAUCCAGGUGCUCUGGUGAUGCUUACACCCCUGAUCAUUGGAAUUUUGUGUCAUGGAAACCCUAUCUGGUGUUCUUGCUGGGUCUCUUGUUUCUGGUGUUCAGAUUGUUAUCUGAUCCUCAUCUAAUACUGGUGGUGCAUGGGACAAUGCCAAGUACAUCGAGGCUGGGGCAUCAGACCAUGCAAGGAGCCUUGGCCCUAAGGAAUCCGUUCGUCACAUGGCUGCUGUUAUUUGUGACACCAUCGGGGACCCUCUCAAGGAUACGUCCGGGUCGUCACCUAUCAAACUAAUGGUUGUGGAAUUUCUGGUGUUGGCACCAUUCUUUGCAACUCAAGGAAGUCUCUUGUUCAAGAUCUAACUAAUGA
Messenger RNA from Musa acuminata AAA Group (dessert banana), 3860 nucleotides. RefSeq names its product pentatricopeptide repeat-containing protein At4g19440, chloroplastic-like. NCBI's taxonomy places the organism in Eukaryota, Viridiplantae, Streptophyta, Magnoliopsida, Zingiberales, Musaceae. The coding region runs from base 104 to 2536 and encodes 810 amino acids. The transcript is spliced from 6 exons. The record is from RefSeq and is a predicted model, not a curated record. Gene Ontology annotation, molecular function: protein binding.